AAACCUCUCCUGGCUCGCCGCUCGGUCCUGUAGCGCACGCCCGUCCUUGCGGUUUGCCUUGGCUCGCCUGAGCGCCGCGCCGCCACCAGGCACCAGCCGCUUUGCCUUUCUCCGUCUGCCUUAGACAGGUGACAGCAGGGACAUGUCUCGAGAACUGCAGGACGUGGACCUGGCCGAGGUCAAGCCUUUGGUGGAGAAAGGGGAGACCAUCACCGGCCUCCUUCAAGAGUUCGAUGUUCAGGAGCAGGACAUCGAGACUUUACAUGGCUCCAUUCACGUCACACUCUGUGGGACCCCCAAGGGGAACCGGCCUGUCAUCCUCACGUACCACGACAUCGGCAUGAACCACAAAACCUGCUACAACCCCCUCUUCAACUCCGAAGACAUGCAGGAGAUCACCCAGCACUUUGCCGUCUGUCACGUGGAUGCUCCUGGCCAACAGGACGGAGCCGCCUCCUUCCCCAUGGGGUACAUGUACCCCUCCAUGGACCAGCUGGCUGAAAUGCUUCCUGGAGUCCUCCACCAGUUUGGGCUGAAGAGCGUCAUCGGCAUGGGAACUGGUGCUGGCGCCUAUGUCCUAACUAGAUUUGCCCUGAACAACCCUGAGAUGGUGGAAGGCCUCGUCCUCAUCAACGUGAACCCUUGUGCAGAAGGCUGGAUGGACUGGGCCGCCUCCAAGAUCUCUGGGUGGACCCAAGCCCUGCCGGACAUGGUGGUGUCUCACCUCUUCGGGAAGGAAGAAAUGCAUAACAACGUGGAGGUGGUCCACACCUACCGCCAGCACAUCGUGAACGACAUGAACCCCACCAACCUGCACCUGUUCAUCAACGCCUACAACAGCCGGCGGGACCUGGAGAUCGAGCGGCCCGUGCCGGGCACCCACACCGUCACCCUGCAGUGCCCUGCAUUGUUGGUGGUUGGGGACGAUUCUCCUGCCGUGGACGCUGUGGUGGAGUGCAACUCUAAGCUGGACCCCACGAAGACCACCCUCCUCAAGAUGGCGGACUGUGGCGGCCUCCCCCAGAUCUCCCAGCCAGCCAAGCUUGCUGAGGCCUUCAAGUACUUCGUGCAGGGCAUGGGAUACAUGCCCUCUGCCAGCAUGACCCGCCUGAUGCGGUCCCGCACGGCCUCAGGUUCCAGCGUCACCUCCCUGGAGGGUGCCCGCAGCCGCUCCCACACUAGCGAAGGUGCCCGCAGCCGCUCUCACACCAGUGAGGGUGCUCGUCUCGACGUCAUUCCCAGCUCCAGCACCACUGGGGACAGUACCGGGCCCAAGUCCAUGGAGGUGUCCUGCUAGGCAGCCUUGCGGCCUCCGUCCCUGGACUUGGAUCUGUAGCAGCCCCCUCCCUUCCAGCCCUUUCCCUCCCCCUGCCUGCCAUGCCGCACAUAACUUGACAUUAAUCCAAAGCUUAUUUUCCAAGAGUGAGCUCUGGUGAUGACAAUGUUAGAUGGGUUUGGGGUGAGUCUCUCUGACCUGGGCGGGGGCAGGGGUGGACCAAAGACAAAAAAGCAUCUCAGAGGUUCUGUUUUUAUUAACCAGUGGCCUGCUGGCCACUGUACUACCCUCCCUCAGAGACACCAAACUGCCAAAAACAAGAAACGCAGCCGUAAACACUUCAUAAACCCAAGCCUAGGGUGCCUGGAGUACCCUGCUGCGAACAGGCACUUUGUCAGAAGGCCAGCCCACCCCCUUCCUCUUUUCUCUCCAACUGAAAAAAAAAAAACUGACCCCGUUUCUGGAAACAAAACCCUUUCGGAUUUGGAAAGGGGGACAGCAGUGAAUUGUGGGUGGCGCUUUUAACUAGGCAAAACAGGAAGGGGAAAAAAAAAAUUUCUGUCGGGGCUACAGAUUGUUUGGAAAAAAACCUCUGAAGUGAACGUCAAGUGUAGAUCUUUAUUAAGUUGUGCAUAUGGACACUUUUUAAUGCUGAAGCCUUGGAGGCUGUUUUUCUGGCACCUUUCCGAUGUGUAACUAAAGUGGACAAGAAAGUCACCUGGCUUGACAAAGGAACAGUCUUGGCAAAUAGUGGGUGUCAUGAUUUUAAGACUUUAGCUCUGCCACCUGCCCCCUCUUCUCCAGCCCCCACCUCUCACCCCAGACUCACGUGUGAGUGAUUAUUUUCGUGCGUGAGGAAGAUCCUGUAGACUUGUAGAUGCAUUCUCUGCAGUAGAGAAAACAUUCCUAUCAGCUGUACCGGCUGUGAUGGUUUUAAAUGCCGGGAAAAGGGGGAUAGUAUAUUGGGGUGGGGGGCAGUGUUUUGGGUUACUAGAUGUAAGGGUUCCGUUUGGUUGUGAUGCAGUUGGUGAAGUUGUAAUUUCAGUGGCUCCAACCCUGGUUCCCGGGAAUCUCGUAUAAUCGAGUCCGGUCCAGCUUCCAAGCUGUGAUAGCUGGAGUAUAACCUGGACUUGAGGGCAAUCUGUUCAAACCUGGUAACCUUGCUCUGUCUUCUGAUAGACCUGUUUGCUCUGGAGAGGGGUGGAGGUUUGUGUGGGGAGUGGUGGCUGAGAAGAUAUAGAAUAUAUGCUCCAUGGGGCUUUCCUUCCCUCUCCUCUGCCUCCCCCCUCCCCUGCCCAGCUAACCUCCUUUCGCUGAAUGGGCGGCCCUACUGACUGAGCUGGGGGUCGGCGUCGCUGUCAAGUUCCCGUACUACUGCCUUUUGAUUUUGAUUCCGGCUAACCUUGGAUUUACUUAGGGGAAGUUUGAUCAGAGUGCGUUGAAGGUUGUGACUCAGCCACUGGGGCCUGGUGACUUCGGGACCCUUGAGUUGGCAGAAGGAAGUAAUCAAGCCUUCUAGGUAGCUUGAGAGGCAAUGACUUAGUUUACCUGCCGCCACCACCUUGGAGGCUUCCUCUGACCUUGUGCAGAAAGGUUGGGACAAAGGCGAGAGUGGCUGAAUCGAGACAGGAAGCUAUCGUGUACAAGACUUUUCAGAGGAGUUUCUUAAUGAGAUAUUUGUAUUUAUUUCCAGACCAAUAAAUUUGUAACUUUGCAGUG
This is a messenger RNA of Trichechus manatus latirostris (Florida manatee), 2995 nucleotides long. RefSeq names its product N-myc downstream regulated 1 (gene NDRG1). The transcript has 16 exons. The record is from RefSeq and is a predicted model, not a curated record. Gene Ontology annotation, biological process: signal transduction. Lineage: Eukaryota; Metazoa; Chordata; Mammalia; Sirenia; Trichechidae. Bases 143 to 1297 code for a protein of 384 amino acids. Gene Ontology annotation, cellular component: cytoplasm.